CGAUUUGCUUUUUCGAGCGAUGGGUUGCAGAGUGAUUGAGCUCGUUCGAACUUGAAACUGAUGAAUUUUCAGGUAAAUUUGGCAUCUGGGUUCGAUUCAGUUUGUGUUUUUGAAUGAUGGGUUGUGUGUAUUCGAGAGUUUGCAUUGGAGAGGUUUGUUCUCCGAGAGGUCCGAAAUUGAAAGAGAAUCAGGAUGUGAGGAGAGCUGAGAUCCCAGUGUUCUCUCCUACUUCCUCCAAUGGAGAAGUGGGUGAGCUUCAAGACCAGUUCAACCAGUCUAGCUUAACUGGGGAUGCUGAGGUGGGUAUCACUAGGCUCCGUAGGGUUUCAUCACAGUUUCUGCCUCCCAAUGGGUCAAGAACUGUCAAGGUUCCUUCGGGAAACUUCGAAAUGCGGUAUUCUUAUUUGUCUCAGAGAGGUUAUUACCCUGAUGCUCUUGAUAAGGCUAACCAAGAUAGCUUUUGCAUCCACACGCCAUUCGGGACAAAUCCGGACGACCAUUUCUUUGGGGUCUUUGACGGUCAUGGAGAAUUCGGAGCUCAGUGUUCGCAGUUUGUGAAAAGAAAGUUGUGUGAGAAUUUGCUUAGGAAUAGUAAGUUUCAAGUGGAUGCUGUCGAGGCAUGCCAUUCUGCGUUUAUUGCAACCAAUUCUCAGCUGCACGCUGACAGUUUGGAUGAUAGCAUGAGCGGGACAACUGCAAUUACAGUUUUGGUUCGAGGUAGGACAAUCUGCAUUGCGAAUUCGGGUGAUUCAAGGGCUGUUAUAGCAGAGAGGAAAGGGGAUGACAUCGUGGCUGUGGAUCUUUCAAUUGAUCAAACCCCAUUUAGAGUGGACGAGCUCGAAAGGGUUAAGCUUUGUGGUGCAAGAGUUCUUACAUUGGAUCAGAUUGAAGGGCUGAAGAAUCCAGAUGUGCAGUGUUGGGGAACCGAAGAAAGCGAUGAUGGUGAUCCACCUAGAUUGUGGGUGCCAAACGGAAUGUAUCCUGGAACAGCUUUUACGAGGAGUAUUGGUGAUUCGACUGCUGAGACAAUUGGGGUUGUUGCCAACCCUGAAAUCGUGGUUUUAGAGCUUACACAGAAUAAUCCUUUCUUUGUGCUUGCUAGUGAUGGAGUUUUUGAGUUCCUUUCUAGCCAAGCUGUGGUGGAUAUGGUUGCAAAAUUUAAAGAUCCCCGUGAUGCUUGUGCUGCAAUUGUAGCUGAAUCAUAUAAACUCUGGCUGCAAUAUGAAACUCGUACAGAUGAUAUUACAGUGAUCGUUGUGCAUGUGAAUGGGCUGACUGAUACGUCCAUCGGUCAAUCAGUAAGCCGUGCUGCUGCAUUACGACCAACUGUUCCUCAAGUUGUAGAGGUUACAGGAUGCGAAUCUCCUUCACCCACUGGGUGGAACUCUAGCAACCAGCGCACCAGACAUGAUUUGUCAAGGGCACGCCUUCGUGUGAUUGAGAGUUCUCUAGAAACUGGGCAAAUUUGGGUUCCUCCACCUCCAUCCCACAGAAAGACUUGGGAGGAAGAAGCACACAUUCAGCGGGCUUUGCACGACCAUUUCCUCUUCAGAAAGCUCACUGAUUCUCAGUGUCAGGUGUUAUUGGAUUGCAUGGAAAGGGUUGAGUUCCAGCCUGGAGAUGUUGUUGUUAGACAGGGUGGUGAAGGUGACUGCUUUUAUGUUGUUGGCAGUGGAGAAUUUGAGGUGUUGGCGACCCAGGAAGAAAAGAAUGGAGAGGUUCCGAGGGUUCUGCAGCACUAUACAGCUGAUAACCUGUCAUCCUUUGGAGAACUAGCGCUAAUGCAUAACAAACCACUGCAGGCCUCCGUUCGUGCAGUGACCAGUGGAACUCUUUGGGCUUUGAAAAGAGAAGACUUUCGUGGAAUUUUAACGUCAGAGUUUUCUAAUUUGUCAUAUUUGAAGUUGCUUCGAUCAGUGGAUCUUCUAUCAAGGCUGACAAUCUUACAGCUGAGCCAUAUCGCUGAUUCUCUGUCUGAAGUUUCCUUUUCAGAAGGCCAGACAAUAGUCAGUAAGAGUGAAGACCUAGUUGGAUUAUACAUUAUCCAGAAGGGAAAAGUGAGGAUUACUUGUGAUGCAAAUUCAGCUAGUAGUUCAGUUGUCCGGAGUCUCAAGUCUGACUAUCAAAAAGAAGAUGAUCAUCCUCAGAGCAGUAAAGAGCUCUCAGUGGAGAAGACAGAGGGAAGCUGCUUUGGUGAAUGGGCACUUCUAGGAGAACAUAUUGAUUUGUUUAGAGCAGUUGCUGUGGGAGAUGUCACCUGUGCUGUUUUAACAAAGGAAAAUUUUGAUUCAGCCGUUGGCCCCUUGACAAAGAUUUUUCAGGAUGAUCAGAAGUCGAGGGAUUAUUCUUCAGAAGUUCCAAAGGAAUCUGCCAAGAAUAUUGAUAUGUCUGCUCUUUCUGACGUCCAGUUGUCUGAUCUAGAAUGGAGAACAAUUUUGUAUAGCACUGACUGCAGUGAAAUUGGAGUUGUUCGUUUAAGAGAUUCAGAAAAAUUGUUCAGUUUGAAAAGGUUUUCAAAGCAAAUGGUCAGAAGGAUGGGAAAGGAAGCGCAAGUGUUAAAAGAGAAGGAUCUAAUCAAGAGUAUGAGCUCUUCAGCGUGUGUGCCACAGUUUCUGUGCACGUGUGUUGAUCAGACACAUGCUGGCAUACUGUUUAAUACUUGCCUUGCUUGUCCGUUGGCUUCGAUACUUCGCACUCCCCUUGAUGAACCGUCUGCUAAAUUUUUUGCAGCCUCUCUAGUUGCUGGGUUGGCAGAUCUCCACAAGAAUGACGUUCUCUACAGAGGGUUGUCUCCUGAUGUUAUAAUGUUGGACCAAACAGGAUAUUUACAGCUAGUGGACUUCAAGUUUGGGAAGAAGUUAUCCGGCGAAAGAACAUAUACAAUUUGUGGAAUGGUGGACUUUUUAGCUCCAGAGGUAGUCCAGGGAAAAGGCCAUGGUUUUCCAUCCGACUGGUGGGCAUUAGGAGUGUUGAUAUACUUCAUGCUACGGGGUGAAAUGCCAUUCGGCUCAUGGAGACAAAGUGAGCUUGAUACAUUUGCAAAGAUUGCAAAGGGACAGCUAACUCUACCGCAAACUUUUAGUCCUGAAGUUGUUGAUCUCAUCACUAAGUUACUCGAGGUUGAUGAACACACCAGACUGGGGAGCCAAGGUUAUGAAUCUGUCAAAAGGCAUCCCUGGUUUGAUGGCACUGAUUGGGAAGGGAUCAAGGACCGUAGUUUGCCCGUUCCUCACGAGAUCACCUCUCGCAUAACUCAACAUUUGGGAAGUCACUCCGAGAACUGUUCUGUUCCUCCAGCUUCUCCAUCUCGAAAUGGAGAAGAACUCAACACUCCUGAAUGGUUUGACGACUGGUAGAAGGAUAAAAAAUACACGAAUUCCCACAUUUGUAAAAAAUUUCCAGGUGGG
Messenger RNA from Pyrus x bretschneideri (Chinese white pear), 3407 nucleotides. RefSeq names its product protein phosphatase 2C and cyclic nucleotide-binding/kinase domain-containing protein-like. Lineage: Eukaryota; Viridiplantae; Streptophyta; Magnoliopsida; Rosales; Rosaceae. Gene Ontology annotation, molecular function: cation binding; ATP binding; protein kinase activity. The transcript has 15 exons. Gene Ontology annotation, biological process: protein phosphorylation. The record is from RefSeq and is a predicted model, not a curated record. Bases 114 to 3356 code for a protein of 1080 amino acids.